AUGAAGCUCCUUUUUCCUAUCUUUGCCAUCCUCAUGCUUCAGUACCAGGUGAAUACAGAAUUUUUUGGUCUGAGAAGAUGUUUAAUGGGUUUGGGGAAAUGCAAGGACCAGUGCACUGUGGAUGAAAGAGAAAUACAGGAAUGCAAGAAGAGAAAAUGUUGUAUUGGACCAAAAAUAGUCCAACUGAUAAAAAAGUACCUGCAAUAUGAAAUACCCCAAAUACUUGGUGAAGAUGCCCAAGAAAUACUAAAAAUUGCCAAGAAUUCUAGUGGUAUUUUAGAAACAAAAUAUAUUUUAUCCAUUCUCCCCAAAGUCAAAAAUGCCAGCCCUUUGGACAACACCAAUUCUGUCAUCAUCCCAAAUAUCACCUCUAUGAACACCACCACCAACAGUACCAUGCCCUCAGGACAUAUCACGUAUAUUGCUACUUCUACCAAGAAUGACACCAAAAAAAGCAGAGAUUCUGCCACCGCCUCCCCGCCACCAGCACCACUUCCACCGUAG
Molecule: messenger RNA, 504 nt
Organism: Cynocephalus volans (Philippine flying lemur)
Lineage: Eukaryota; Metazoa; Chordata; Mammalia; Dermoptera; Cynocephalidae
Gene: DEFB129
Product: defensin beta 129
Exons: 2
Coding region: 1-504 (167 amino acids)
Source: RefSeq, a predicted model, not a curated record